Messenger RNA from Diabrotica virgifera virgifera (western corn rootworm), 657 nucleotides. RefSeq names its product zinc finger protein 614-like. Gene Ontology annotation, biological process: regulation of transcription by RNA polymerase II. Lineage: Eukaryota; Metazoa; Arthropoda; Insecta; Coleoptera; Chrysomelidae. The transcript has a single exon. The coding region runs from base 1 to 657 and encodes 218 amino acids. The record is from RefSeq and is a predicted model, not a curated record. Gene Ontology annotation, molecular function: DNA-binding transcription activator activity, RNA polymerase II-specific; RNA polymerase II cis-regulatory region sequence-specific DNA binding. Gene Ontology annotation, cellular component: nucleus.
AUGAAGAAACAUGUAUUGAUGCAUACAGCAGGUCCCGUUGUUUGUUCUACUUGCGGAGUAACGUGCAAAAAUUUUGAAAGUUUAAGAGGUCAUAUCUUUCAUUACCACAAGCAUACUGCUCAUCAAUACGUUUGUGAAGAAUGUGGUAAAAGCUUUCGAAUGAAAUAUUAUUUCUUAUUGCAUAAAAGAAAGGAUCAUAUGGGUUUAAGGAACUUUAAAUGCAAUACUUGUGGAAAAGCUUUCUUUGUCAAUAAAGCUUUAUUAAACCAUGUUCGAACCACUCACGAAAAACUGAGACGUCAUGUUUGUGAACAUUGUGGUACUGGCUUUUCGACUAAACAUGUUUUAAAAACUCAUAAAAGACAACAUACCGAUGAAAAACCGUUCGUUUGUGAGCACUGUUCAGAAGGGUUUAGACAGAGUGUUUCAUUACGGACCCAUUUGAAAUCAAAACAUGGAAUAGAGGUAGCCCAGGAAUUCUUUUGUGGAACGUGUGAAAAAGGUUUCGCUACAAAUUGGGCUUUGAGUGUACAUCAAAGGUCACACGAAACUAAGAAGUGUGAAAUUUGUUCAGAGAAUUUUGCUGGAGAUGAAUAUCUGACAAAGCAUCUUAGAGAAGUUCAUCAAGUAGAAGUAGAAAUGCAACAAGAUAGUUAA